AUGGCCAUCCGGUUACCUUUUCGCCUGUUGCGUGCAAGUAAAAGAACCACCCCUCUCAUUCCUUCGCAAAGGACCUAUAGCGCCAGUGCAAAGUCGCCCUCCUUUCCGACGGUCCCGACGUGCCCAUCGCCCACAUGCGAGUGCGCCCCGACGCCGGCGAUGCCGGAUGGCCUCCCGAUCGACCAUCAGGGCAAGCUGAACGGACUCAUCUCAAACUACUCCGAGCAAGUGCUCAUCUGCACAGGCAAGGGUGACUGGCCGUCGCGCAUCGAGGAGGACAAUAGCGGGGACAACCUCGCCGCGGACCUGAAGGAGCUGUUCGGCAGGGGCGGGGUCUAUUCUGACCCGUUUCACAACAUAUCUGUGCUCAGCUCGUCUUUCCCCUCCUCGAUGCCACAGAGGACGGAGCUGGUAAACACCUCGGCGUACCUGCUGCCCAGCUUCAAGUACGUGCCCUUUCUGCCGCGGGUGUCAUUCGACAGCGUCGAGGCGCUGGCGAAGGGGUUCCUCCUGCCGGAGCAGCUGCACCCCAUGCACGACAGCCUGUCGCCGAUCCACCGCGACAGAUUGACGCGGAAGCCCGUGUACCAGAGCCUUCUCCACGGUGUCCGAGACGUAGACGACAUCCUGGUCCUCGUUUGUGGUCAUGGCGGCCGCGAUAUGCGCUGUGGCGUCAUGGGGCCCGUCCUCAGGGAUGAGUUUGAGAUGCAGCUGCCGCGGGAGGGCAUCAAUGUCCUGCGCGGGCCCGUCCAGGUCGACCUGGGCCAGGAUGUGGCGGCCAUAGCGGGCGCGAUCGAGAAGACGACCUGGACUGCGCGGGUGGGAUUGAUAUCUCACAUUGGCGGGCACAAGUUUGCGGGCAAUGUGAUCAUAUACCUGCCACUGUCCAUGACUGGGGCUGAUGGGAAGAGACAUCCUUUGGCCGGGCAUGGCAUUUGGUAUGGCAGGGUGGAACCAAAACAUGUUCAGGGCAUUGUGCAGGAGACGGUGAUGAGAGGCAAUGUAGUCGAGGAUAUGUUCAGAGGCGGUAUCACGCCGAAGAGGGAAAUAUUGAGGUUAUAG
Messenger RNA from Cryphonectria parasitica EP155, 1062 nucleotides. RefSeq lists its product as uncharacterized. Bases 1 to 1062 code for a protein of 353 amino acids. The record is from RefSeq and is a predicted model, not a curated record. The transcript has 2 exons. NCBI's taxonomy places the organism in Eukaryota, Fungi, Ascomycota, Sordariomycetes, Diaporthales, Cryphonectriaceae.